Molecule: messenger RNA, 4295 nt
Organism: Orcinus orca (killer whale)
Lineage: Eukaryota; Metazoa; Chordata; Mammalia; Artiodactyla; Delphinidae
Gene: TTC23
Product: tetratricopeptide repeat domain 23
Exons: 13
Coding region: 2422-3822 (466 amino acids)
Molecular function (GO): protein binding
Source: RefSeq, a predicted model, not a curated record
GAUCAGCUUUAUGCUCAGAAUUUUGAGGGGGUAGUUUAGCCGGCUGCAGCCUCAGGGACCGUCAGUAACUGAUCAGUUCUUUCAUUCAUGCAUUCACUGACGCACUCGUCCUCUCGUUCAAUGCAUACGUUGAGAAAUUACAACAGUAAUAACACCCAGUCGCUUUACUGUAUACCAGGCAGCGUUCUAAGAUCUGUGCAUAGGUUAUCUCAACCCUCACAACAAUCCUAUGACACAGGUACUAUUACUAUACUCGUUUGACGGAUGAAAAACUUAGGUCAGGUAGGUUUAUGUAAUAUGGCCAAGGUUAGUAAUCAAGUAGUGAGCUUAAGCCCAGUAUAAAAGAAGUCACUGCACGCUGGCAGGUUCGUUCCAAGAGUGAGGCAGUAACCUAGUCUCUGCUCUUGAAAUACCGUAGGUCUGCUGUGAGAAACAAUCGUUAAAACGACAAUAACAGCUGUGAGAAACAAUCGUUACAACUUUGUAAGUUAAAUAUUCUGGCAGUUCCUAGCAUGACUGAGUAGGCCAUCAAUAAAUAUUUCUUCAGGACGGAAUUUCCUAUGUCAGCAGAAGGAGUCGUCAAAGGAAGAGACCUUUAUGAUGGUAAAAAGAAAAAAAAAAGCAUUGUUAAGGAACAGCAAAAAAAUAUUUUUUUAAGUACCUUGCUUGUUAACAUGACAACUUUUCUUCUGAAAUGAAGUUUUUUAAAAAUUUCCUCUCAUGAAACUACUGUUAUUUAUUGUUCUUUGGCAAGCUUGAUGUUGAUUAUAAUGUAGCAGUUCAUUGUCAAGAUAUCCUGACUUUAUAGAUACUGUUAUUUAUUGUUCUUUGGCAAGCUUGAUGUUGAUUAUAAUGUAGCAGUUCAUUGUCAAGAUAUCCUGACUUUAUAGAUUUACGUUGGUUUAUUUAAUUACUGUUAGAGGUAAAUAACCUAGAAAGCAGAGUUAUAUUAAAUAAAAAUAAGACCUAUCUCAAAACAAAGUAUGAGUUAUAAUGAAAUACUUACCAAUUAUCUAUUUAGUAAACCUGGUCUUCAGAAGUUACUGAAGUAUAUGGAUGGUAUAUGUCAUGUACUUCUAAGACCUUUUAUACAGGUUUCCAAAUACUUAAGAAUUUGUAGUACUUAGAACUUUUUUGCUAGACUUAAAAUGAGGAAAUCCUCAGUUUAUGUAAAAACAAAAAUCUUUCGGUUAUUAAAGAUCAACCCAAAUAAUAUAUAUUUGCUCCUAAUAUUGAAGAGUCACACAUACAAAAAGGCAACUAUAGAUAGAACAAUUUUUAAAAAGUAAUCAAUGUUAGUCUCUUAGUUUUCAUUUCUUAAAAAACAAAAUAUUUUAAUGCAUUAAUUUGACAUCUGAUAUUUGAUCAUGAAAAAUGAAUCAUCUUAAAACAACUUCUGCCCUCUGAAACUGACACAAAAGUAGCCAUGUGAUUCUUCGUAUUAGUAUGUUAUCCUAUGGCCACUCUUUAAAGUUCUCUAAAUUUGUCAAGUGUCAGUUUCACAAUUUGCCUCCCUCGGAACAAGGGGGAGGGACUUCCCUGGCGGACCAGUGGUUAAGACUUCCCUUUCCAGUGCAGGGGGUGUGGGUUCUAUCCCUGGUGGGGGAGCUGAGAUACCACAGGCCUCCUGGCCAAAAAACCAAAAUAUAAAACAGAAGCAAUAUUAUAACAAAUUCAACAAAGACUUUAAAAAAAGAAAAAAAGUCCACAUCAAAAAGGUCUUUAAAAAAAAGGGGGGGGAAUCCUCUAAUACAAACUAGUGAUUGGACAAUCUUUGGCAAACUUUAACAUCAUCAGGCAGCGAUACCACUUUAAGAAAAUUCCAAGGAAAGGACAGCCCCAUUUUAAAAUUCCCACCUCUGGCUCCCAAGGAUUGGGUUGCAAACUUAGAUAAAACACUCUUCUCCACUCCCUAUUGGUGCAUGCUCUAUCAUUCAUUCUCCCUGGAAUUUUGUGAGAUACUACGUUGCUUUAUGGGAAAAGGCUGCGCCAAUUUAGUCUGGAAUUGCCCUACUUUAGACUUUUUCUGGUUAUCAAUCUGUACAAAGAAUCACCAAACUGAUACAGCGUGGACCAAACUGAUAAAUCAGGCUGCCGGGACAUUGUGUAAUUCUAUCGAAAAAGAAACGGACAACCUCUCAAGCACAUCGAGUAUUUGACAAAGGAUUUUACGACACAGUGAGAGAUGAAUUUCAACCAAAAAAAAAAAAGUUGUGACUGAAGAACACCAUGGGAAGAUGGGAGAUAUUUGUACUCAGACUGUAGGCUUUCACCUGAUCUGUUUCUCUGAGACAAAACUCAGUUCCAUACCUCAGUGAGCUGCUACCAUGUACCAGAUGAUAUCCUCAGUGUUGGGCAAAAAAAGGUAGACUGCGUAUUUACUCUUCACUUGUUUGGUCUGAGGAUAAUGUAUAUAAAAAUAUGCAAGAAUCACAGGAAACUCACAUAUCCAACCACCUGGAAGAAAUUGUUGCUGCCGUCAGCAUAACACCUAGAAAAAUGCUCCAAAACAAGCUGCCUCAGACAGCACUGUUUCAGCCUCCUCGAGAGAAACUCCACCUCUGUGAAGAGAAAGCAAAGUCCUAUUCUAGCAGUCAUGAGUAUAAACAGGCUCUCCAGGAGCUUGUGCGCUGUGUGGCGCUGACGAGGAUCUGCUAUGGUGACUCACACUGGAAACUGGCCGAGGCGCAUGUUAACCUGGCUCAGGGCUACCUCCAGCUGAAAGGACUGUCACUGCAAGCAAAACAACAUGCAGAAAAAGCCAAAGAAAUCCUCACCAACUCCAUUGUGCAUCCCUACAAUGACAAUACAGAUGUUUUCAAGUGUUCGGUUGAGUUAUUCCAUACCAUGGGGAGAGCCUUACUCUCCCUUCAAAAGUUUAAGGAAGCUUCAGAGAAUUUGACAAAAGCAGAGAGACUUUCAAAGGAGCUGCUGCAAUGUGGAAGGAUUAUAAAGGAAGAAUGGAUAGAAAUUCAAACGCAGAUCAAAUUGUCAUUUGCACAGGUAUAUCAAGGUCAGAAGAAAUCAAAAGAAGCUCUGCCCCACUACCAAGAGGCUUUAGAAUAUAUUGAGAUCAGUAAAGGUGAAAAAAGUCUUGAGUGCGUACCAACAUUGAGGGAAUUGGCAGGUGUAGAACAAGCCCUGGGAUUUCACGACGCAUCCAUCAACCACCUUUUACAGGCGCGUCUCAUCGUCCUGAGCAGAAACCCCUCUCAAGAGGAGGCAGCCGUGUCCGCACACUCCGUCGCCUGUGCUGCUGUCGCUUCUGGAAGGCCUGAGCACCAUGGUGAGAGCGAGAGCGAGCCUUCCGUGGGGGACAGUGAGGCCUGCUCCCUGCCUGUCCCAUAUGUGGCUGAGCAGUAUUUUCAAGAUAGCAUGGCUAAUCUUAAGGAUGCUGAAGGGAUAGGAAAAGCCAAAUUUCUUUCAAUUCAAGAUGAUUAUUGCCAUUUUCUACAAGUCACUGGACAAAAAGAGAGAGCUACCUCCAUCCUGAGAGAGUCCCUGGAGGCCAAAGUGGCAGUGUAUGGCGAUCUCAGUCCCGAGGUGGCAGAGACAUACCGGCUCCUGGGCGGGGCUGACCUCGCACAGGGGAACCAGAGAGGGGCCCACAAGAAACUGAAGAAGUGUCUUCAGAUCCAGACCCUCUUAUAUGGACCACAGGACAAGAGGACUCUGGCCACCCAGCAGACCAUGGAUGUCCUGUCCAAGGCCCCCGAGAAGGCCGUGAAGCCUCGGCAGCCCCCAAGAGCCAAGGUGGCCUUCUGCACCGGCGGGCCGCAGCACACCGCCCUGGGGAAGGCCAGGCCCAACGCAGACGACUGAGCCCACCCCCACCAAAAGCUCUGCUCAUGCCUGGGUGCUGACACUUAGGGUGCUCUAUAAAUCUCUCUCCAGCCAGAAGGUGGACUUCAACAGUCAUUGGCAGAUUUUUUAGGCUGUUUGCUCCAAAUGCAACAGCGGUCCCAUAAACUUCCCAUGGGCCACCUUUUGACAGUGGAUGCCCUUCCCGGUGAUUUGGCGCUGCUAUAAAGCAUUUUUCUUUUUACCACCUUAGUGGUUUUUCUUGCCAGCAAGAAUUUUUACCCAUCAGCACUACUGUGGCUGAAAGGCUUCUCUUCAAAAGUUCGAAAUUUCCUGUGUAGGAAAGCAGACACACACACACACGCACGCGCGCGCGCGGUGUAUAGCCCCUUGGGCAGGCCUGGAGUCAGAUCUGGAGCAGUAAGAUUCUGGGGAAAGCCCUUUCUUAUAUAGGAAGGUAAUAGAAUAAAAUGCUAAUAAAAGGAAAUUUGGAA